Messenger RNA from Varroa destructor (honeybee mite), 6527 nucleotides. RefSeq lists its product as uncharacterized. NCBI's taxonomy places the organism in Eukaryota, Metazoa, Arthropoda, Arachnida, Mesostigmata, Varroidae. The record is from RefSeq and is a predicted model, not a curated record.
CUACUUACAUAGGCCGGCGCACUGUUGUGUAUUGUCAUUAGUAGUCAAGGAUCGAAGGAGAGGGAGAGAAACAGAGUCAAGGUGCUGAAGUCAGUUCGAGGCGACCGACGGUACGACACAGCAGUAUAGGAAAGGACGAACGGACAGGGGACACACGGCAGCUAGAAGGAACAAGUGGCUAGAAAGCGUGUGUUAGAAAUUCAAAGCAUACAGCGGUUGGGGACAAGAGGCUAGGGACUAGCGCACCCUAAAACUUGGUUCUAAUACGUCUUCAAAACAGAACACGCGACGCUCCAGCAUUAGUGUGACGAGGAUUUGUUAUGUGCAACUGUUUUUGAAAGCGCUCUAUUAUAGCUGGUGUGAAGUAGAGGUUGGUAUAGUGCCACUACGCUUUUGAAAAAACCAAUACCUGGCUAGGGAUUACAAGACGAAGUGCCUUUCUUCUCCAUUGUGGCCAUCGAGAGGUUAGCACAUCUGGAUUUGCCUGUGCAAGGCUGAAUCGUUGCUGCAUAAAGCUUGCAACUAGUAGUUGGCAGCAAACGUUGCUCGGUAAAGAAGGACGCAUAGGAUAAUUGCAGUGCACUUGUGCUGGGUGGCUACUGAGAUGUUUCUCGUUUCGUGUUCGGUCAGUCAGUAGAGGCUCCUUGUUUGUCUCGUAGCAGGAACAACAAGGCGCCCGUCCCCAGCGCUUUCACUGGAACUGACCUUGGAAACUGCAUUCACCCGCAACAAGUGACAAAACUUAACCUUCAGCUCCACCUCCUUGCGCUUUCACGGUUAUCCAACGGCAGGACAGCAGAGUUCGUAUUUCGACGUUUGGCUGUUGCGUCCUUUAGUGCGCGACAACGAGCCAAAAAACGGCCUCUUUACCUGCACUGUCCCUACUAGCAGUUCUACCGAGGGACAUCUCGGACUCAUCUACGCUGAUUAUAUCAAGCCUGGACUACCGGUAGAUUAAAACAGCGAAAUCAGGCGAGGGCGACAAGAUACGCUUUGUUGCGAAAUUUCGUAGGGGAAGGUCACAGAAGAAAAAAACGAGAUCAUGGAGGCAUCGGAUCAGUACAGUGCGGCUGCCCCUACAGGUGUACCCGUAGCUACGAAUGCAGCCCCUCAGGCUGGUAGCGCUGUGGCUGAUGGUGAAAUUCAGCUAACAAUGUUCGACAAGAUGCGAAGGAUGGUGUCCACUGAUGAAGAGUGGGACGCCAUUCUGUUGCAGAAGAUGGAGCUCAAGAGGAAUCGGGAACAAGGACUUCCUGAUCCGCCUCAGCAGCCCUUCUCCAUUGGCGGAGCCGUUGGAAACGUGGGGGCGGCUAUUGGAAGCAAGGUGGGUGGGGUCCUGACUAAGGCUAAAGGCGCUAUCCCAGUGCAGCUUCCGUCGAUGCCUGCUAUGCCCAAUAUUCCGAUCCCCGGCCUCAACAAGUCACAACCUUCGGAAACCGUAGGCGACGCUGCAGCGGCUGCUGCGUCGCAAGACUACAGCCAGGUGGACUCAACUAUCACCCAGCAGUAAAGACAACGACGUUUGUGAAGACGAACGUGGACUGAGAUCAUUUCAUACCGCAUACAACACCGUCUUGUCGUGUACCCACAAAUGAACAUUUGCUCUUCUGUGCGUCAUAGGUGAACAAAAAUUGCCCCUUUUUUGGGAAAAAGGAUCCUUUUCCCUGUCUCGGUACGGCACAGAGGUUUACCAGCCAACCUAAUCGAACCACUAAUUCGGAAUCGACAUGCUUAUGAAAUGCGCUGCCAGCAGAAACAUGCUCUCCGUUUGGAAUCGGCUUGUUUCACAAUCGCUGUAACGUGCUUUUUAGACCACAAACGAUUCGUGUGCCCCAGGCCCACUUAGGUGGCUGUGCACCAUCGAUCGAAUUAGUUAAUACAUAAGCUCUGCUAAUUCCACUUAUCAAAGGAAACACGAUAGCUUAAUUUGUAAAUUCCGCGACGGCGGCAAAAUCAAGAUGUUCAGUGUACAAAUUCCCUAACAUAAAUAUCCUUUAGGGAAAGGCGGUACCCUCUAGCCAAAGCGUGCAUUUCAACAACUCAGCCGCAACAAUAUAUCAUUAAAAAUGACGAAACCUAUGAAUUAAGUUAUAGAUGAAGAAAUUAAACAAUCUAAAUGUGCGCCACUAUCUAAUACACUCUGGAUAGUAAUAUUUAGAAAAAUAUACGAAACAAUUGUAGCAGCAGCAGCACCAGCCGCCGGAACUUUACUUAGCAACGUCAGGAGCGGAAGAUCAACAGGUUAGCAGCCGUGAUCAAAAGAGGUCGACGCAUAUGACUCAUACUGGGAUAUAUAUACACACACAUAUACAUAUAUUAACUAUGAGAAGCAUUAUUGCUAUUAUAUUAGCACGCCCUUAAGCGAUCGAUUGUGGUACGAAAUGUUAAUGCUGCUAUACAACUGCUGCUGCUGCUGCUGCUACAACAUCGGCCAAUGAUCAUGGUAACGAAGUAAUAUAACACGCUAUUAUUUUAUGUGACAACACUUAAUAGUGAUGCAGAGUAUUGUUAGUCGAUUAUUUUGCUUUCGCAUCGCCUACAUCUUUCUGUGUAACGAUAAAAGCCUUGAGGAGAUAAAUGCAUGAAACAAUAUUCGCAAACGGAUUAGAUAAAAAAGAAAAAGCUCCCGCAUAUAAGCCACCCCGUUUCUUUAGAACGUUCAUUUGCAGUAUCAUGCCCAUAUGGCCCCAAUGUCACUCGAACAAAACAGAUGUCAAUUUGUCAUACGUCAUUAGAGGCGAGAGGCGUAGGAACGCAAGUUUAACACUUUACCAGCCCGUUUUUCAGUAAUAAUAUGCACGAUGUUAACUUUGUUCCGUGAGAUGCUAUUCGGUGAUGAUUCGAAACCUUUUCACCGAAUCAAUGCAUUAGAAUCAACGGUAGUAAAUCGGGCCGAACCCCAUUUUUAGUUUGAAUUACUUUUACCGUCGUUUGACCUGUUCGGAGUAGAAAAAUAAACCCUAAAAUUCCUUAGAACCGAGUUCCAUUGUUCGACCAGUUCGGAGCAAAAUAAACCCUAAAAUUCCUUAGAACCGUUGUACCUGAAGUCAAAUUUUCAGAAUGCAGUUAUUGCAGAAUAUGAUUUUUUUUUCCAACUCUUCACUGGUAAGCGCAAAUACGUGCAGCACAAAACACCCCAAAAGGUCGAAAUCAUCAUAAUAUUCCUCCUAAUUGCAAAAGGAUAAUUGCGCUAGUGAACAUACCCUGCUAAAAAAAAACACUUCUAUUUAGGUGCAAAGUAUGUCGUUCGCAUAUAUAUCGGAGUUAAUUUGAGAUUAUAAGCAAGUACUGGUUGUACAAGGUACUCGAACUACGUCGUUAUUCCAAGGAGCAUUUUGUGGACAUAUAUUAGGUGAAGACACGAGUUACUCCGUUUUUUUUUACCAAACAAAAAACGCGGCGUUCGCUCAAACUCUACCACGAAAUGAAUUCAUUAUGUGUUGGGCAUGAUGACGUUCUUUUAUCUGUUAACCAACUGAUUUCUUUCUUCUCGCCAAAAUGUAUUAGGCCUGAUGUUGAACAACUCGUCCAAUAAUGUUUUGAGACUUCGCUAUUAAAUAUGCCAUUGCUAAGCAUAUUUUGUGCUCUGGAUGAUACAUUUAGUGCAACGACAUAUUCAACCCAGACUCUUACAAGAUGACACAAUUUUUGCCAUGUGCGGCGUCGUCCCAUUGAAGGAAGAAACAAGCUGCCUUGUUUAUUGGAUCUUUUCGGUUCGAAAGCCUUGUUCACUCGAUGCAACUAGAUUAUAUUCUGUUCCUUUUAAGCAUUUGCCAGUGCAUAGGACCCUUCCAGUUCCACUAAAUGAAAAUUUCUUAAGGCGCACACCUGUCUUGGCCUAACUCUGGGUCUAGCCGUAUCUUUCGAAGCUAUCCGCUCCUUUCUUCGCUUUAUACUGAUGGAGGAAAUACAAUUCCCCGUCACUGGUGACAGCUCUGUGUAGACACUUGUCCAUGUGGCUAUUCGUCGGUUGGUCAGAGAUGACAAGAUUCAUUCAGACGAGAUGUAGGCAGUCAGAAACCGUGUUCCCUUGCGAUGUUUAGUCAGUUCGUGAGGCAACCAAGCAUCUAAUUUUGAUCAAAUUCCAUAGAUGUGUUCAAAACUAUUAAACUACAGUUCUUUUUCCAAUCCUGUUCACGAUUUCUUUGCCAACUGUCUUCAUUCAAAAAUGUUUUCAAUCAAUCCCUAAUGACCUCAGACGGCCGAUCAGGGCGGGGUGUAUCCUUGAAUUUCAAAAGGCCAUUCUUGAAUUUCACAAACCUGUCGUAAGCAGUCUUUUCAGCUAUAAAGUCCUUGCUGCAUAUGGCACAACAGCUAGAAUUUCCAUUUUUUGAGCGUGCUCUCAAUAUAAAAUUAUUCUUAUUAAAUUAUUAAGUAACAACGGUUUUUCAGAGAAGAGUGAGCACCCUCGAACUUGUAUAAAUGAACUACUAGAGGAGAGCUGAAAAAAGAGAACUUAAAAACAAAAGGUACUCAUGUUUCAACCUAACAGAUAAACACUCUAAAGGUAUACUCGUUCAAAUUUAUAUAUAUUCGAGUAACUACUCACUUGCAACCUUGACAUCUGUAAAGUCAGCUGAGACUACCUAUGCUAAGAAAGCGUUAACUACAUUGUACCUUUCGCAUGGGUAAAAUGGCACAUCAAGUUCCCUACAGUGCAAUUUCUAUGCCGUUGGCGUUGAUCCUAUCCCGUUCUGCUUUUCAGUAUUCUAAUUAUCAGAUUCGCUACCUGUGCCACCGGUGGCGGUAUUUGGCUCACAUAUCUAAUAUAUUCAGCAAGACCGGUUUCGCUAGAACCAAGUAAGUGCUUCGCUACUAGACCUAAUAAUAGAACAAAAACGUAAUUCUAGUUUUAAUUCAGACAGUUAGUGGUUUAGUUGUUUCAUGUCUGUAAUAAUAUAUCUCCUAAACUCCUCCUUUUACUUUAGCUUUAAUCAACGCGAUUCGUUGACGAGACAACAGGAACCAAUAACUGUACGCGUCAUAUGACCUUAGUCGAUGAGCGAUGAGUAACAUGUGACCUCUCACUCAAUUUUUGUCUCUCGAGCUGUAUGCUCCUAUUCUCUAAAAUCUCGUUAUUCUCUAUUGCAUUAUGGUCUAUUGCAGACACAAAAUGCUCACAGGGAGAGCCGCAAUAAGAAACUUUCUACGGUGUUACACAAUAGACGCGGCAACCAGGAGAAGGUGAAAUCAUUCCAUAUCAAACAGCAAAUAAAUACAUAUAAUUGACACACUCGUACAUAUACAUGAUCAUUACACUAGAGAACUUCAUAUCUGUUCUAUUCGAAAUGUUUUCAUCCUGAUAUCAUCGUCAGCAGCAGCAGCAGCAGCCACAUAAUUUGUUAGGAACAACGUUUUUCACACGCGAAGAGAAAUAUAUACCAAAGAAAUUGAUAUGUUCUUUACAGAUAAUGCUAUCGUCAUAAUUCACCACUUGCUAAUGUGAUUUUCUCCCAUUACUUAGUCACAAUCACUAGCUAUUCACUAAUGCUUCUCACUUUAUAUUAUCAUGCUAUCUCUAUAUAACAUGUAAUGUAUUGCGCCUCAGUCUUUAUUAUUGGUACCUGAAUUAUGUGAAUCGACGAAUACCAUCUCAGACGAUGCUUCUGACUUGUCUAUAGCUACUACUGUUUGCAGAAAAUUGGAAUCCAUUCCAAAAUAUGUUUAUCUAUUAAUUGCCUGAUUUACUAAACAGCAUCCAUCGAAGGGGCAAUCAAACUGAUCCGCAAAAGCAAAUCGAAUUUUCAUAAUUAGGUACUUGAAAGAAAAUAUCUGAAAACGAACGCGGUUAAACUUGGCAUUAUAUUGUACUUACAUUUUAAUUACUACUACAACAAUCGUUACGUCACUUCACAAACACAAUUCUGCCGUCUUUAUCUUCUAGACUUAUUUACGUAGACUUCACCUUUAUCCAUUGCCAUAUCAUUUGAAUUAUAGUCAAUAGAAUUAUAUCAAUCUAACUGUUAUCACUUUAACCACUGAUAUGUUGUUUAGUUAAUAUCACUGUUAUCGAGAACGGUACGUCGAUACUUGAUAGUAUUCGUGUGGGGCAAUAUUUGCCGUAAUUACAUUACACGUAACAACGACACACUCCUAAAAAUGAUUUCAUUAAGACAUAUCUGUAAAAUUCGUGUACUUGAGUCCUAAUGAAUAAAAUAUAUACCAUGAAAAACGUCCAUACACAUGUAACCAGAAUCCUUUUCAUCUGGGUCAAGACCGGUGGGUAUGGACCCAAAUGCCGUUCGGCGUCUUAGGCAACGCCAAAUAAACUGAGGAACAACAGAACCAUGCGUUCAAUACAAGAAAUUAACAGUAUAAAUAGAUUGGAUGUUUAAAAAUAACGAUCUUAGAAAUUGUGUGCAACACCCAUCAGUCAGUGGAAUCAAAGUACCACAGCUGUGAGCAUCGAUCGAAAAACUGGUUCCAAGUCAACAAAACUGAGAGUGUAUAAGCGAUCUUAGUAUUUUGAUUUGUUAUUAGUCCGAGAGUUAUGCCCGUUAACGCAUAUCAAAUCCCAUCAAAGAAAA